Molecule: messenger RNA, 1835 nt
Organism: Scleropages formosus (Asian bonytongue)
Lineage: Eukaryota; Metazoa; Chordata; Actinopteri; Osteoglossiformes; Osteoglossidae
Gene: esrrga
Product: estrogen-related receptor gamma a
Exons: 7
Coding region: 255-1652 (465 amino acids)
Biological process (GO): regulation of DNA-templated transcription
Cellular component (GO): nucleus
Molecular function (GO): steroid binding; zinc ion binding; nuclear steroid receptor activity
Source: RefSeq, a predicted model, not a curated record
CUGGCGUCUGGACGGACCAGAGGGACUGCAUAUGCAAAGCCUUGCUUCAUAUUAAUGAGCUCCAAUCGUGGCUUUAAGUCCUUGAUUAGAAGGGUGCAAGAGCUUUUGGUCCCAACUGGCUGUGCCUAUAGGCUUGUCACCGGGAGAGCUGUUCUCUUAAUUGCAGGCGCUCUGUCAGGAAAAGAGAGAGGAGGAAAAAAAAGAAACUUUGAUUUAUAGAGGGGGUUUGCUCAAAUUAUGGUGGCAGAGCGCACAUGGAUUCGGUAGAACUUUCCCUUCCUGAGUGUUUCUCCCUGCACUCUGAACAAGAGCUCCUUUGCAGAAUGUCAAGCAAGGACCGUCAUAUUGAGUCGAAUUGCCCCUCCUAUAUCAAGACGGAACCGUCCAGCCCUGCUUCCCUCGCUGACAGCGUCAACCAUCACAGCCCCGGUGGGUCUUCGGACGCCAGCGGCAGCUACAGCUCCACCAUGAAUGGGCACCAGAACGGCCUGGACUCCCCCACGCUGUACGGUCCUGCAGGCGGCCUGGGCCCCAACGUGGCCGCCUCCAAGCGCUACGAGGACUGCUCCAGCACCAUGGCCGAGGAUUCGCAGAUCAAAUGCGAGUACAUGCUCAACUCCAUGCCCAAGCGCCUGUGCCUUGUUUGCGGCGACAUCGCGUCCGGCUACCACUAUGGCGUGGCCUCGUGCGAGGCCUGCAAGGCCUUCUUCAAGAGGACCAUCCAAGGAAACAUUGAGUACAGCUGCCCCGCCACCAACGAAUGUGAGAUCACCAAGCGCAGACGGAAGUCCUGCCAGGCCUGCCGCUUCAUGAAGUGUCUCACCGUGGGCAUGAUGCGGGAAGGUGUGCGACUCGACAGAGUACGUGGAGGCCGGCAGAAAUACAAGCGCCGGAUAGAUGCUGAGAACAGCCCCUACCUGAAUCCUCAGCUGGCCCUACCCCCUAAAAAGCCAUUCCCCUUUGGCUGCCUUGCAGAUAACAAGAUCGUGUCCCACCUGCUGGUGGCAGAGCCAGAGAAGAUCUACGCCAUGCCUGACCCCACCGUCCCUGACAGCGACAUCAAGGCCCUGACCACGCUGUGCGACCUGGCCGACCGCGAGCUGGUGGUCAACAUCGGCUGGGCCAAGCACAUCCCGGGCUUUUCCACACUUUCACUGGCAGACCAGAUGAGUUUAUUGCAGAGUGCAUGGAUGGAGAUAUUAAUUUUACGAGUUGUGUACCGCUCGCUGUCCUUUGAGGACAAGCUCGUGUACGCCGAAGACUACAUCAUGGACGAAGAUCAGUCUAAGCUCGCUGGCCUGCUGGACCUCAACAAUGCCAUCCUGCAGCUGGUCAAGAAAUACAAGAGUAUGAAACUGGAGAAGGAAGAGUUUGUCACCCUCAAAGCUAUUGCGCUUGCUAAUUCAGACUCCAUGCACAUAGAGGAUGUGGAGGCAGUGCAGAAGCUCCAGGACGUGCUGCACGAGGCCCUGCAGGACUACGAAGCCGGGCAGCACGCCGAGGACCCGCGGCGGGCUGGCAAGCUACUGAUGACCCUGCCCCUGCUCCGACAGACCGCCACUAAGGCCGUGCAGCACUUCUACAGCAUCAAGCAGGACGGCAAGGUGCCCAUGCACAAACUCUUCCUGGAGCUGCUAGAGGCUAAGGUGUGACUCCAAGCUCCCAGCCCCACCUCCUCCACCCACCGUGUCUCCUUUUCCCAAGAGAUCGACCGGAGGUCUUUGGCCCCCACGGCUUCCUCCACCACCUCCACCAAGAAGAUACAGACUCUCUUUCACCAACAGCGGGACCUCGUCUUUCAACUGUAAUAAAUAACAACAUAACGACAGCAGGCG